AUGGGGGACAUAGAAUGGUUUCGCUUUUUGCAGUCCCAGGGGGCGGGCUGGGGCAGCCCGCAUAGGUAUACUCGAUCACAUCAGUUUCAGAGUCCGCUGGCAGCCGCAGUCUACCACAGCCACAUCGAUAUUGUCAGGUUGCUUAUCCAAGACGGGGCCGUGGUCAACGAACAAGGAUUUUCUGAGAUGUACGGCAGCGUUCUGGCCGCUGCAGCUCACCGGGCCAACAUCAACCAGGUUCUCGAUACAGGUAACUUUGCGUCGGCUCUGGCUGCAUUUGCAUCUGGAGGGAGCAUGGAUAUCCUCAAAAUCCUUAUUGAGCGUGGUGGCGAUGUCAACAUUCGAGGACCUAAUCGCGCGAUUUACGGGAGAGGCUGGCUCGACACUGAGCUGGCCGAAGCAGCGGAAGGCGGGCAUAUUCACUGUCUUCAGGUCCUGCUUGCUGCAGGUGCCGAUGUCAACUACAGCCCACCUUCGGAUUGCGUGCGAGCCCUGGUCGAAGCCGGAGCGGAGAUCAACCAACGGCUCGAGGGUCCCAAGAAGCCUGAUUAUUCCGGGAGCGCGUUAGCGGACGCAGCGUCAAGCAGGAAUCUGGGUUGUCUGCUUGCUCUGAUUGUGGCGGGCGCCGACGUCAACCAGUCGCCAUUGUCUGAGCUUGAGAAAUGUAAAUUCGGGAGCCCGUUUACAGCUGCCGUAACAAGCGGCGAGCUGGAGUGCGCCAGAAUGCUUAUCGAGCGCGGCGCCAACGUCAACCAAGUCUUCCCGCCUCAGCAGUUUGGUAGCAGUGCCCUGGUCGCAGCUGCCCUCCAAGGCCAUUCCUUGUGUUUACAGCUCCUGCUCAGCAACGGCGCUCAGCCUGACCUGCCCCAAUGGCCGUCAGAUGCCGAGAAGUUCGGCAGUGCUCUAGCUGCCGCUGCUUGGAAUUCAAGACUACGUCAACAGACGGCUUCGGUCGGGUAUUACGGCAGUGCUCUCGUGGCGGCUGCUUCGAGGGGAGACGCGGGGAUCGAGUGCAUCAGUGAACUCAUCUCCUCGGGUGCCGAUGUCAACAUGUCCAUCGAAUCCGGAGACUUUGGACGCUGCCUCGCUGCGGCAGCUGCUUGCAGCAAGGCUUUUGAGAUGACAAGCUACCUAACCAGUGCUGGCGCCGACGUUAAUUUGCAGCUUUGCACUGGAUACUUCUGCAGUGCUCUGGCUGCGGCGACCUGGUCGGGGAAUCAGUGGUGUAUUCGCGAGCUCCUCGAUGCUGGCGCAGAUGUGAAUCAAGAAGCUAUUACUGUCCCAGAGCCCAUAUCCGAGAGCCUUUGGGAACAGAGUAUGCUCAAAGGCACCACUGCGUCCUUAGUACAGAACGGCUUUGGAGGUGGCCGAUCUGAGCCCGAGUGA
Lasiosphaeria miniovina is the source of this 1386-nucleotide messenger RNA. RefSeq names its product ankyrin repeat-containing domain protein. The transcript has 5 exons. The coding region runs from base 1 to 1386 and encodes 461 amino acids. Lineage: Eukaryota; Fungi; Ascomycota; Sordariomycetes; Sordariales; Lasiosphaeriaceae. Gene Ontology annotation, molecular function: protein binding. The record is from RefSeq and is a predicted model, not a curated record.